This is a messenger RNA of Varroa destructor (honeybee mite), 3966 nucleotides long. RefSeq names its product serum response factor blistered (gene bs). Gene Ontology annotation, molecular function: protein dimerization activity; cis-regulatory region sequence-specific DNA binding; DNA-binding transcription factor activity, RNA polymerase II-specific. The record is from RefSeq and is a predicted model, not a curated record. Lineage: Eukaryota; Metazoa; Arthropoda; Arachnida; Mesostigmata; Varroidae. Gene Ontology annotation, biological process: positive regulation of transcription by RNA polymerase II.
CAAGCUACUGAAUAUUUCAGUUGAUUUGAAAUUUUUAUAGACGAUUUAUAAAAAAAUUACACAGCGAGAUUUUCAUUGUGUUUGGCAAAUGUUUGGUGAAAGCAGUACAUAGUAUAUUGCUUUGAAAUACCAGGAAGGCUAAACAUUGACUUUUCGCCAGUCCUAUUUACACAGAUAUUCAACCAACGACAAACGGAAUCAGUAUUCGACAUCCAAGCCGAAUACAGUAUUCUGUCGUCGGCGACUGCAAUAACUAUAUAGUGAGUGUACUAGUGCAGAGCCAGUGAAAGCUUUUGGACGCUGCAGGUGCGAGUUGUGGAUAUCAAGUUUUGUUUUACCAUGAUUACAAAUGCGGAUCAAGAUACUUUGGCUAAUUUUCUCAGCUCUGUGCAGUCGUAUAAUAUGGACGAGCUAAAAUCCCUUGGACUUAACUUUGAUCAAGGUCUCACUGCCACCGCGGAUCCAAACAUGCUUCUAAUGAAACGGGCUUCACUUCCGUUGUCGGAUGAACCUGAGCUGACCCCAAUGCAGCCAUCCACCCCGCAGGAUCAGCGAGUUCCAUCAAAUCCUCCAGGGUCAGCCAUUGCAACCGAUAGCCAACUUCCCACAACAUCAUCAGUGGUAGUAACGAAACGGACAUGCGCACCUACUCAUAGCCUAAACUCCCCUUCAUCAACGCCUUCAGCACCUCCUAACGUGAAGAAAACUAAAGGACGCGUUAAAAUAAAAAUGGAAUUUAUUAACAAUAAACUUCGGCGAUACACCACUUUCUCAAAGAGGAAGACUGGGAUCAUGAAAAAGGCAUAUGAGCUCUCCACUUUAACUGGUACUCAAGUAAUGCUUCUGGUUGCCUCCGAAACGGGCCACGUUUACACGUUUGCAACUCGUAAAUUGCAACCCAUGAUAACAUCGGAGUCGGGGAAACAGCUUAUCCAAACUUGUUUAAACUCACCAGAUGAAAGCGUCACUCAUCCAGGUGACCAACGAAUGACGGCUACUGGAUACGAAGAAACUGAUCUUUCCUACAACAUUCUCGGACCAGAUGCGACAACAACGGCCUCAAGUCCAGAGGACAUUAAGCCCUCACCGUCAUGUUCGCCAUCGUCAUUAGAUGGUACCACUAGCGACCCACUUAUGGACUUCGACACUGACCUAAAGCUACCACCUUUCUUCAUGAUUUAGACUUAUGGAAUUGACUGACAAAUGUUAUGCUUCCUUAGAAAAUGAAUCUUCGAGUGCGUCUGUUUGUAAGCAACUGAAUGUUUAAAUUAUGAUCGAGGGCUACCCAAAAUGCAGCAAUGAUUUUCGGUGAAUUUCAACGAGUGUGUAACAGUUGGUGUUAUAUCUUGAGCGUCAAAUCGUACUUGUACUCAACCUAUCUCUAUAACACGGACCCAAGCGCCUUAUAGAAGAAAAGCAAACUUUCUGAUCGGUAAAAUGAAUUGUUCUGUCUGUAUAAAUUGCCUAUGUGAAUGGCUGUGUCUCGUUCCACGGAAAUGAGACCCAAGUAAUAGUUUUUGUCAUGCACAAUCCUUUUGUACUAUUUUGAAAUCUGUGUCCUUGUAGGCAAACUUCAACGGCGUUGAGGCAACAUGAGCGUUUUUAUAAAUGCGAAUCAUUUACGGUCAUCAAUUUGUUACUAGAAUUAUAAUGAUGACUGUGGGGACUAUGGUAACGAUUAUUAUUAUUGUCGUUAUUAGAAGAGUGUAUGCAUUAGAAAAAGUUAAUGACAGGAUUAUAUGUGUGCCAACGACGUUACAGCUCGUGUAGUACAACAACGUCAAUUAAAUGUCUGUAAAUGUAGUUUUCAAGUGUGAACUGUCGAAGAAGUAUGUGAGUUCAAAGAGCUUCUUUGAAGUUCCUUUAAUUUCGCUAGAUAUGGCACUGGGUGUGCUCGUGCUUUGCAGGCUUAGUUGACAAACAUUUGUAGAAGAACAAACGUAUCUUUAAAUAGAGGAACGUAUGUGGCGGAAGAUAAAAACCAAGAACUUACACAAAUGAAGACUAAUUCAUUAUUAACCAUUUUAUACAAUGGUUUUCAGUUCUGUAUUAUCAGACAAUGUAAUCAUUAGCUUAUAUUUUUAAUUGUAUCCUUUACCGUCAUUUUAUAGCAGUAUAAAGUCAGCACUACCAAUACGGGCUGUAAUCAUGCAUUAGCAGGAUAAACGAAUGUCGAGAAUAAGGAGGGUGUCGAAAAGAGGUGAUCUAUAUUUGUAGUUAUAAUUUAAAUUAGUCUAAUUCCUCAUGAAACUGAGCGGACUGCAAGCUGAGUGCGGAAACGGAACGUACAUCACGAAUGCUUUUCGUAGCACCGUUACAGUACGCGCAUCGUGUCAUCAUAGCAUUUCAACAACCGUACAGAGCGUAGUCAACAUCCUGAUUAUCACUGUGGUGAUACUUCUGAUAAUAGUAAUUAUGAUUAUUAAGCCUUACUCAAGUGCCAAGAUGCAAUGUUAGCAAAAUUCAGUUUUGUUUAACAUACAUUUGUUAUAAUUAUUCUUUUAUAGCUUAAGUCAUCAUGCUAAAGAUAAUCAUGAUUUUUAGAAAUGGUAGAAAAAGAAGACUGAAAAUGAAAAUGUUAACUAAGUAUUAAUAAUAGUAAUAAUAAUAAAAUUCUAUUGUGACGAUAAUGCCUUUCAAUCUCGGGAAUAUUGUGAAAUAGGCUGUACUUCAGUUUUUGCUGUUUGUCUGUUUGGAUGAUCUUUAUUUAACCGAAAAGUAGGUAUUUAUAUUUAAUUAAGCGUACGAUUGCAAAAUGUGAGUGUAAGCCGGUGAUUAUUGAAUGAAUGGUGUAAUUGUAUUACGAUAAUAUUGUACUGAAAUAACGGUAAUAGUAAGGUGAAUGAAUCUCAAGCCGCCGCGUGCUGGACACAAGCAAAAAUUCCUCGCGGUCUUACCGAUUUUGAAGUUUCAGAGAAGAAGUCGAAGGUAACAAAUCGCUUUCAGAUUUCUGGUAAGACGAAGCACGUCAUUGUUUGAAUAACAGCAACAACGAUUGUCAAGCACAACGUACACGACGAAAGAAGUUAAUAUUCGUAGUAAUAGCAGAGUUCCGAUCGCAGAGCUUUACUGCAAUAUGGUAUUAUGAUGAUAAAAAUGAAUAUUAUUGAAGACAAAAAUAGCAGCAAAUUUUCGACCAAACAAGUAUAAGUCGCAUCACGUAUGUGUACAACAUAGGUAUAUAUUUGUUUAACUAAUGAAAACCAUUGUAUAUGAGACUUGAGUUUCUAAAUUUCCUUCUAUUUAAUCCAAGCGAUUUUAUCAUUUAAUAUAAUAGCUAGUAGUAAUACAUUUUUGUUGUCUAAAAUGUGUAGGAAAUAUGCAUAUACACAUAUACGAAUAAACAAACAUCUGAGUGCGCCGAGGAAUUUAUAACAAUUAUAGGCCCUGGAGGCCUCAGAAUAACUGUACAUAGAUAAAUAUGCAAGCGAUACAGCCAUAAUAUAGCCAGAAGUACGAUUACGGUAGGCGGCAUCACGUCAGACAUGAUGACGAAGAACGGAAUUGUGUGUCAAGGGGUACAGAGCUUUUUAUACAGUACAGCGAUUUAAUUAAAGAAGCUUAUGACAAAGGCCUUUAUACAGUGAUAACGUCAUUUCUAUACUUGUCUACUCUAUAGACUAUAUCCGCGACAGCACCGUAGGGGAAUUGUAAUUAUUGAAUCUUAUUCGUCUGUAAAUUUGCCUAGUUGUUGUGGAUACCUAAUCUUGUCUUGUUUAUCAAAAAACUGAAUAAAUUUUAAUCAAUAGGACGGCCUAAAUUCCACCGUUUCUAGAAUCAUCUAUUAAUUAUCAGUAUGAUUGUUACAUGGUGAAUUGCGGGCUAUCCGCAGGUUGUGGAACGACUCUUUGACCCUGUUCAGUUACUCUAGGAUCCGUCAAGUGACAGUACAAAUUGUAAUUAAAAAGCCGGGGUUCUAGAUAAUGAACGAGCUGAAUGUGCUAAAUAAAUGUUUUUAAACAUUUU